AUGACCCUCUCAAAGAACGCAACCCCGCAAACGCGGGAUCAUAUAUGCGCCGCUCCUCUCCUCCUGUGUCUCGAUGGUUUAGAAGGGUCCCCUGAAGCUGCCUGUUCCUCUCGGAUAUCCUCCAAGACGCCCCGAGCUCCCGAAUUCUCGUCAGACUACAACCACCGCAGCAUGGAAAUCAUUGCGAACUUGAUUGUUAUCCUCGUCGCUAUUCGACAAGUGCUUGCAGCCGGAGGCUUCAACAACAGCUGUUCUGAGAUCCGUUACUGGGAUCCAGACAGUAUCUACGGCCGAAAGAACCAGGCGUCGCCAUAUAUCGUUGCUAGAUGCAUGGAUUCUGGCAAAAAGGAUCGCUGCAGCUGGUUACCCCUGACGGUUUGCUUCGCUAAUGACGAUGGCGUUUUUGGCUACAGAAAGAAGUGA
Molecule: messenger RNA, 423 nt
Organism: Colletotrichum gloeosporioides
Lineage: Eukaryota; Fungi; Ascomycota; Sordariomycetes; Glomerellales; Glomerellaceae
Exons: 2
Coding region: 1-423 (140 amino acids)
Source: RefSeq, a predicted model, not a curated record